Messenger RNA from Zeugodacus cucurbitae (melon fly), 2034 nucleotides. RefSeq lists its product as uncharacterized. The coding region runs from base 485 to 1933 and encodes 482 amino acids. The transcript is spliced from 2 exons. The record is from RefSeq and is a predicted model, not a curated record. NCBI's taxonomy places the organism in Eukaryota, Metazoa, Arthropoda, Insecta, Diptera, Tephritidae.
AUUUUUAACUGUCAUCGCAGGCGGUACUAAGUGGCGGUCGAAUUAAUUUAUUACGGCGUUAUUGAAUCGAGUAUUAUAAGCGUCAACUAAACUUCAAAAAACAAAUUGGCGGUGUUUGUGAAAAUAAUUAUAAAGAAUUAAAUAUAAAAAAAUUUUUUAUCAAAAUAUGAUCGGUGAAAUAAAUAAACAAAUUACAUCGGCUGAGAGAUUGUGUUAAUGGUAAUUUUUUAUGGAUUUAUAAAAACAUAAACGAGCAAAAUAAAAAAAAUAUUUGAAUGCCACAUGAAAAAUACAACGUCGACUCAUUGUGAUUACAAAAAUAUUGUUAAAAGUUAUUGUACUUUGAGCAAAAUCUUAAAUUAAAACUUGCGAUCAAAACUGUCGUCUGAUAUAAAGCAAAACACCUUUCGUAGAAGAAAGGAACACGACAGAAAGUAAUACAUCUUAGAAGCUUAUUUGAAUUGCAACUGCUCGACAGGCGACCAUGUCGGAAGAACAUCAGCAACAACAGCAUCAACGUCAACAUCUCUUGCAACAGCAACAACAACAGCAACAGAAGUGCUCAAAGGAUGCGGCAACACCUAACUCCUCCUCCGCGUCCUCGUCGCCCACGAAUGCCACAACCACUGCGACACCGCGCAAGUCGAAUAUUCAUGAGAUGCGCAAUCAGGACUUUGUUAGUCGACUGAUGGCAGCCACGCCUCCCUACUUGUACUCAACGCCAGUGGGUGCUAACAACUUCUUCUUCAGCGACAUGUUGCGUUCUCUGGUGCAGGCGCGCAACAACGAGAACGCGCGUAAUCUACAGCUGCAGCAGUCGAUGGUGUUGGCGCGUAGACCACGGAAACGAACUUGGGCGCAUCAUCGUCCGUACUAUGAACACUUGCGUGAACGUAAAGAAGCGGAAGAGAAGCAGCAAAUCCACAUGCAACAGCAACAACAGUUGAACAACAAUUCUACCUCCACCGCAGUAGGGUUGGAGAAGCCGCUGGAGCUGACAAAUAAACCAUAUUUUCACUUGCCCAAUAAGUAUCGCAAAUUAGAAGAUGAAUCUAAAGAUUCGUCAGAUAUGAAGAUUGUCAAGUGCGAUGCAGAUGGUAUUCCAACAUCCGAUUCUGUGGCUGCAACUGCCUCCAAUACGAGCGGGAAUGGUAAAGGCGGCGUAGCCGAAGCUGUGUUGCAGGACACACCGCCUGCCGCUUCUUUGCCACCACAGGAUUUGGUUUUGCCACCUCCACCACCAGUCUGGUAUCCACCACUCUAUCCACCAUACGGCAUCGAUCCGUUGCACUUCUUCAUCGAUCUACGCGUCUCAGGUCACAUUUACGAUCGUAAAAAAGAGAAUAUUUCGCCACUCGCAAACGCCGACAACAGCAAUGCGACCACCGACGCAGAGACUGUCGGUGGCAACACCGCUAAUGUUAAUUUGUUAAACAAACACCGCAUAGGCUCUGCUUUCACUGUACCUGUGCCACGUUCUAACGACAAUAAACCGACUGCUGCGCUGGCACUAGACGCAAUCAAUUUAACUUCAUCCGCCAUGGCGAGUAAGUUCGAAAACUAUACCAAAUACUAUGAUCUGGGUGAAGCUAAAGAGAACCAGCCGUUGACUAAGAGUAGUGCUAGUUACAUGUUGCAACACUUGCCGCGACUUUACAGUCAGUUUGCAGCGCGUGACCUGAUCGCAUCGAACGUGGCUGCGGCUGCUGGUGGUGGCAAUGGCAAUAGCUUUGACAAUGACAAUAAAUCCGAACCGGAUUGUGACGCUGACUCCGAUGGACGUGCCUCUGUGGAUAACUGCACAAGUUUAGCUGGUAAUAAUCGCGAACGUGAUAUCGAUGUUGAAAUUAUUGACUCCAUUAAAUAUCGUACCGAUGGCGAGAGCAGUCGCUGCUCGAGCGCGGAUGAUGCAUCCAUCACACAAAUUGAUUAGACAGUUUAGUGAUACCAGUAUACAUAUAUAUCUAUACUUAAGUAUUAUAUUAAGUUUAGUAUAUGAAUUUAAGGAUUACAAAUUCCAAUAAAAACUUUUUG